Brienomyrus brachyistius is the source of this 2130-nucleotide messenger RNA. RefSeq names its product acidic leucine-rich nuclear phosphoprotein 32 family member E-like. Gene Ontology annotation, cellular component: nucleus. Gene Ontology annotation, molecular function: phosphatase inhibitor activity; histone binding. Lineage: Eukaryota; Metazoa; Chordata; Actinopteri; Osteoglossiformes; Mormyridae. The transcript is spliced from 7 exons. Gene Ontology annotation, biological process: regulation of apoptotic process. The record is from RefSeq and is a predicted model, not a curated record. Bases 163 to 915 code for a protein of 250 amino acids.
AAAAGGGUGGAUUUUGACACAGGGGGCCGGGUGCGAGGUAUCAUGGAGGCUCAGUUAGCGCGUAACAGCCGUUGAGUGUGGGAAAGCUGCGGAGUUUCGGCAUUCUUUUUUAAAUUUAGUUUCCCCCCCUCUAUUUUAGAACUUUUUGUGUUGAUUUUAGAGAUGGAGAUGAAGAAGAGAAUUAGUUUAGAAUUACGGAACCGGACCCCAGCUAAGCUGGCGGAGCUGGUGGUGGACAAUUGUCGCUCCAGUGAUGGUGAAGUGGAGGGCCUGACAGAUGACUUUAAGGAGCUGGAGUUUCUCAGCAUGGUCAAUGUUGGCUUGACUUCCUUGGCUAAGCUGCCUUCGUUACCCAAACUGCGCAAGUUGGAGCUCAGUGACAAUAGCAUCGCAGGGGGCCUGGAGGUGCUCUCGGAGAAGUGUCCCAAUCUGUCCUACUUGAACUUGAGCGGGAACAAGAUAAAGGAGCUCAGCACAGUGGAAGCGUUGCAAAAUCUGAAGAACCUGAAGAGCCUGGACCUGUUUAACUGUGAGAUCACCACUCUUGAAGAGUACCGGGAGAGCAUCUUCGAACUGCUCCCCCAGGUCACCUACCUGGAUGGAUUUGACCAGGAGGACAUUGAGGCUCCAGACUCCGAAGGAGACGAUGGAGGUGAUGAAGAUGAUGACGACGAGGAAGAAGCUGGUCCUACGGGAGACUGCGAUGAUGAAGAUGACGAUGAAGAAGAUGAGGGCUCCGAGGGUGCAGAAGAUGUUGGCUUGUCCUACCUUAUGAAGGAUGAGAUCCAGGAUGAAGAGGACGAUGACGAUUAUGUUGAAGAGGAAGAGGAGGAAGCAGAGGGUGAAGAUGGAGCCCAUGGGGAGAAAAGGAAGCGAGACCCGGAAGAUGAGGGGGACGAUGAUGAAGAUGACUAACCAAUCCUGCAUGACCCCGAAUUAAGAUGUAGAACAGCAGUUUGAAUUUACCGAUUCAGUCCUUUGUAUACCAUAGCUAUCACUGUAGAAACUACGUGUUUUUUAUGAGUAUAUAUAAUAUAUAAAUGAAAAGUUUCGAAAAAUCAUUUAAAUCAUUCUGAGUUUUCUUCUUUUUUUCCCUUCUCCCCCCUCUCUCCUUCCCCUUCUAAUAUCUUGUUAAUUUUGGGGGGGGGGUUGGGUGUUAAUCUGGAACCUUAAGUGAAUGACUGGUUGCAUUUAGGGAUGUAAAGUUGGUUUGCUUCAUGCCUUUCCUUUAGAUUGAAAUAAGACGAUUUUUGCCUUUUUCACUUGUUCGUUUUCAGGUUAAACGUUAUAAGAUCUUGCAUCCGUGCGACGCAGUGAUAGUUUUAGUUGUGUUUUUUUUCUUUGUUUGCCGUUUUGAUUUCUUUUUCUUAAAGCGCAUCUCUGCGGCAGAGAUGCUCCUCUGCAUUCUAAGACGAACGGGGAUCUGAGCUCUGCCUGCCACCAUCACAGGACUGCAGCUUUCGGGUAUCAGCUGAAACACUUCACUCACAUGUCGAUCUUUUACUGUGUUUAGAAAUUUGCUUGCAGGUCAUCUUGCUUUUUUUUUUUUUUGUAAAUGUGCUUCCCCCCCCUCCAUAUUAAGUAUAGUAUAAGAAACGCAUCCGCUCUUUGAUUAGUCAUACCUACUGUAAAGGAUUUUUCAUCAUGUCUUUGGGGUUGGUGGGGGGAACAUUUGAGGUACUGGAAGGUUUUUAGUCAUGUUGACCCUUGCUAGUUGCACUGUUGUAAGGGUACAAUCUUUGACCUAUUUAACAAAAAAAUAAGCUCAGGUGGACCAGAUUUUUAAAGGCUUUGUGGAUCGUCAGGAUUAUGGUCGUCUCUCUGUCCUGAUGCAAGCUAAAUACCUUUUCUUAAGCAAUGGAAAAAUGUUUUGGGGUUUUUUGUAUUAACAGAGCUAGACCUUUAAAUUGUUUGUAUGUCGAUAUGUAUAUAGUAUGUUCCAUGUUUCUGAGUUGUUUUCCCCUCUCUCCCCUGUCUUUUGGUCUUUAAAUUUUAAAGCACAUCCAAGCAAUCCAGACCCUAAACACUCACUAUACUAUUUCUGUUCUCUGCUGUUGUGACAGUUGUGUGUUUGGCAUUUGUGUGCUGUAAAAUUUGACAAUUUUUAAAUUAAAGAAACAUUCUUUCGGA